GGAAGUUGUUGGUCUUCGGAGUAGGCCAGAGGAUUACUUCCGGCACAGUAUGGGGACUGCCACUCUCAGGAAUUUUUGCGGCUUUGGUUGGUGAGGGCUAUUUUGGCUCCAGGAGGCGGCGGCGAUGGCUUUAGAAACCGUUCCCAAGGAUUUGCGGCAUCUGCGAGCUUGCCUUCUUUGUUCCUUGGUCAAGACUAUAGACCAAUUUGAGUAUGAUGGCUGUGAUAAUUGCGACUCAUACCUACAGAUGAAAGGUAACCGAGAGAUGGUAUAUGACUGUACAAGCUCUUCUUUUGAUGGGAUCAUUGCAAUGAUGAGCCCGGAGGACAGCUGGGUUUCUAAAUGGCAGCGAGUCAGUACCUUCAAGCCUGGAGUUUAUGCAGUGUCUGUCACUGGCCGCCUGCCUCAAGGAAUUGUUCGGGAGCUGAAGAGCCGAGGUGUGGUCUACAAAUCCAGAGACACAGCAAUAAAGACUUAGUGCCUUUGACCCCUUCAUUGCUGAGGUUUUGGCUGGAGAAUUGCUGGGAUACUACUGAUUUUCUUGCCUAUCUUCAAGCCUUUGAGUGAUGUCAAAGAGCAAGACUAAUUGACUACAGGGACAUUCAAUUCUGGGUUGUUGAAAGAGGGUUGAAUUUAGAAGAUUAUGAAAAUGUUGAGGGGAGGAUGCUGCUUAUCUGAUCAUGAGUGCUAGACUGUUGUGUUGUGUAUGGGUCAGAGGAUAAUAAAAAAAUGUAAACAGUUCAAGUAA
Molecule: messenger RNA, 748 nt
Organism: Gracilinanus agilis (Agile Gracile Mouse Opossum)
Lineage: Eukaryota; Metazoa; Chordata; Mammalia; Didelphimorphia; Didelphidae
Gene: SUPT4H1
Product: SPT4 homolog, DSIF elongation factor subunit
Exons: 5
Coding region: 125-478 (117 amino acids)
Biological process (GO): positive regulation of DNA-templated transcription, elongation; regulation of transcription elongation by RNA polymerase II; mRNA processing
Cellular component (GO): nucleus; DSIF complex
Molecular function (GO): RNA polymerase II complex binding; zinc ion binding
Source: RefSeq, a predicted model, not a curated record